This is a messenger RNA of Neltuma alba, 1923 nucleotides long. Its product is annotated as methyltransferase-like protein 2. Bases 47 to 1309 code for a protein of 420 amino acids. Gene Ontology annotation, molecular function: methyltransferase activity. Lineage: Eukaryota; Viridiplantae; Streptophyta; Magnoliopsida; Fabales; Fabaceae. The transcript has 9 exons. Gene Ontology annotation, cellular component: nucleus. The record is from RefSeq and is a predicted model, not a curated record.
UCAGGGGCGGUCGAGCCUUUGGUGCUGGGAAUAGUAACUGGCAAGCAUGGGUGCGGAGUCACAGAACAAAGAGAAGAUUGCACAGUUUUUGGAGUCCGGUAUUUACAUGUUUGAAGAUUCUAACGCUGUUUUCGUGGAUCCUGUUCGUGUUCUGAAUCGUUCCUACAACCACGUCAGGGUUUCUCCUUCUUCAUACUACACUCGUUUCUUCGAAUCCCAGCCCUCCAAUCAAGAUCCUAGGCUUAGUUCCACUUCCAGAAAACGAAAACGAAAACAAAAUGUUAAGGAACCUCGAAUUCUGAACGAAAGAGAACAUAUUGCCGAACAGCGCCAUCGGGAAGCGAGGUCCUUUUUGCUGAAGGCGCGUGAGUCUUUGCAAAAAUCUACUGGUCUCUUAGAUGUCUUGAGCAAUUUGAGGAAUGAUCCUAGUUCCUCAGCGGAUUGCGAAUUUUCAACAUUGCCAGUGGCUCAGCAGUCUUUCGUUGAACUAGGACAGGUCUGGCAAGCACCACUCUAUGAGAUAACUCUUAAUGUGCGUCUUAGUGGUCAGACAAAUGAGGACAAAGACCGUACAGAAAAGAGGAUACUCUCUGUAUUCAAUAACUUGAUUGCCAACGAGACCACUGAUGAUGCACAAGCUGAAUUUUUGACCAAUCAUUAUAUAAUACCUCGAGAGAGUUGCUUCUACAUGUCUGACGUGGGACAGAUUCACAACCUAGUUCCUGCCAAUGCUGAUUCUGGCUUCAACCUCAUAGUGGUUGAUCCACCGUGGGAAAAUGCUAGUGCCAACCAGAAAUCAAGGUACCCAACCUUGCCCAACAGAUAUCUUUUAUCUCUUCCUAUUAUGCAACUUACUCACACUGAAGGAGCACUUGUAGCCUUAUGGGUGACCAACAGAGAGAAACUCCGUGGUUUUGUUGAGAGAGAGCUUUUUCCUGCGUGGAGAGUCAGCUAUGCUGCUACUUUUUAUUGGUUGAAGGUGAAAGCAAAUGGAUCCUUGAUUGGUGACUUGGACCUCUUUCAUCAUAGACCGUAUGAAAUCCUUAUUUUGGGCUACAGCUGCGGAAAGGCCACAUAUUCUGACAGGCAAUCGAAUUUUAGGCCAGUAAAAGAUAAUUGCGUGAUUAUGAGCAUUCCUGGGGAUUACUCAAGGAAGCCCCCGAUUGCAGAUUUGUUAAUGGAGUAUGUUCCUGGGGUGAGGCCGGCCCGAUGUAUUGAGCUAUUUGCCAGAGAAAUGAUCACUGGGUGGGUUAGUUGGGGGAAUGAACCCCUUCAUUUUCAAGACUGCAGAUUUUUUCGCAGAAGAUAGAAGCAUGAUUCAUGAGAAAAAUCUGAGGCCGGCCAUUUGCAGCCCUCAUUUCAACCAUUUGCUUUCAGUUGCAUGAGCUAAUUUCUCAUGCCUGCUAAACAUAGAAAUCAAAGAAGCAUUUCUGACCGACGCUCAUUUGGUGAAAAUAUACGAUGAAGGAGCUUAUUGACCUGUCUGCUAAGAAAAGUAUUCGGAGACAGUAGAGGUGUUCCAAAGGCGUUCAAGUGAACCUUUUGUUGGUUACCUACAACCCCAGGAACCAAUCAAUGAUAUGGAAAUUAUAUUCAAUAUGUUAUCGAUCAUUCUUGUUGUCAUGUAAACAAGUCGUUUUUUAUUUCAAUCAUAGUGGGUAUUGUACACCUGUAUGGUGCCUAAAACGAGUCACGUUCAUGCCUGUCUAAUUUACCCAUGAACAAAAGGGAGAAACAGUGGGGUCUUUCUGUCUUCUGUGGCCUACCUCUCAAAAAAUUUGGAGAAAGUCGGGGGCAAGAGGAUGGAAAGACUUCAAUGCCCUUAUUAUUGGGGUUCUGUUUUGGGACGUGGUUUUGCAGGUUCACUUAACCUUUUUACAGGUGAAAUAUGCGAAUCACAUUAUUUUUUGUUGAGGCAUGAAA